GUUACAGGAGAAAAAGUGCCAAAAAUGAGUUUUACAGGCAAAUCUGUCAUAGUCACCGGCGCAAGCUCCGGAAUUGGAGCUGCCACAGGCAUAUUGUUUGCUGAACAAGGAGCCAACGUAGUCAUAGUGGGACGUAAUGAAACCAAACUCAAUGCUGUAGCUCAAAAACUUCCAAAGAAUGCCAAAUCAUUGAUCCUUAAAGCUGAUGUCACCACAGAUGCAAAGAAAAUCAUCGAUGAAACUGUAAAUAAGUUUGGCAGAAUUGAUAUACUUGUCAACAAUGCAGGGUUUGCCAAAUAUGGUAGUCUUACUGAUGGAAAAUUCUUGGAAGCUUAUGACACUAUUAUGGCAACAAACGUUAGAGCUGUAGCUGAACUUACUAUGUUGGCUCUUCCGCAUCUAACGAAGACUAAAGGAAAUAUCAUAAAUAUUUCAAGCAUAGCGGCUAUGGCUGUACCCCUUGAUGGAAGGUUUCUCGCUUAUUCUGUUUCUAAGGCUGCUUUGGAUCAUUUUACUAGAGGAGCUGCGUUGGAAUUUGCUUCUAAAGGUAUCAGAGUCAACAGUGUCAACCCUGGACCGGUAGCCACAGACUUUUUAGACAACAUGGGUGUCGACAUUAGUGUCGAUGUAAUAAAAGAGAUGACUGCUUUGAAAAGAGUUAGCACUCCUGAAGAGAUUGGCGAAUUGAUUUUGUAUCUUGCUGGUGAUAAAGCCCAGGGUAUCACCGGGUCGAUUAUGCUUACUGACAAUGGGUGUCUUUUGAAAUAGUAGAUAGAUAUUAUAAGGGCACGGCGCAAACAAACAGAUGACCUAAAUUCUGUUGAUGAUACUGAAGCAAUUGUUAAGCGUGAGGUUAGAUAUAUGGAUUAUAUAUUAUGAUGCAAACCCAUUGAAAAUAAACCCAACUAACCAUAAUACUAUGUUUCGAUUGAAAGAUUAACAACAUUGAAGUCAUGUAGGUAUCAAAAGUCACUAACGUCACAGCCAUUUCAGUGUCCAAACGCGACUUCUCAAUUACCCUACGAAAUGCACUAUGCGUGCGAAACAAUACACAAUCUUAUAAUCAAAAAUUUACAUCGUUCCGUAACUUAAAUAAUUAAAAAAUUCAGGCACUCAAAUUACAUUCAUGUAGAUAAAAAUUAAGGGCCAAGCAAGCCCUUGCUUUUCCAAAUGUAAUUA
Molecule: messenger RNA, 1179 nt
Organism: Hyposmocoma kahamanoa
Lineage: Eukaryota; Metazoa; Arthropoda; Insecta; Lepidoptera; Cosmopterigidae
Exons: 2
Coding region: 25-768 (247 amino acids)
Molecular function (GO): oxidoreductase activity
Source: RefSeq, a predicted model, not a curated record